This is a messenger RNA of Volvox carteri f. nagariensis, 567 nucleotides long. RefSeq lists its product as uncharacterized. The record is from RefSeq and is a predicted model, not a curated record. Gene Ontology annotation, biological process: response to metal ion; phytochelatin biosynthetic process; cellular detoxification of cadmium ion. Gene Ontology annotation, molecular function: glutathione gamma-glutamylcysteinyltransferase activity; metal ion binding. NCBI's taxonomy places the organism in Eukaryota, Viridiplantae, Chlorophyta, Chlorophyceae, Chlamydomonadales, Volvocaceae. The annotation marks the transcript as partial. The transcript has 8 exons.
ACAUUUUACAAAAGGAAGCUGCCCUCUCCACCUGCCAUAGAAUUUUCCUCGCCGGAAGGAAGGCAGCUGUUCCAGGAGGCCCUUCUGGAAGGCUCCAUGGUGGGCUUCUUCAAACUUAUGGAACAAUUUAAUACGCAGGACGAGCCGGCCUUCUGCGGUCUGGCCUCCCUGGCUAUGGUGCUUAACGCGCUGUCCAUUGACCCCCGUCGCACAUGGAAGGGCUCAUGGCGCUGGUUCCAUGAAGCCAUGCUGGACUGCUGCAGGCCGCUGGAUGCCGUGAAGAAGGAGGGCAUUACUCUGUACCAGGCUUCCUGCCUGGCUCGCUGUAACGGCGCCCGCGUGGAGCUGCGACCGUACGGCAGUACGACUUUGGAGCAGUUCCGUGCCGAGGUCCAGUCCGUGUGCCGAAGUGGGGAGGAGCACAUUGUGGUGUCGUACAGCCGCAAGGCCUUCCUCCAGACGGGGGACGGGCACUUCAGCCCCUUAGGCGGCUAUCACCGUGACAGGGACCUGGUGCUGGUGCUGGAUGUGGCCCGAUUCAAAUAUCCGCCGCACUGGGUGCCGCUA